UGAAAAGAAGAAAGGUAUAUAAAUAAUUAAAAUAAUGCCAAUGAUGCUGAUCAUAGAGUUAAGGCAUUAAGGGUAUUAACUUCGUCACCUCCUCCCUUUUCUCCCUGUACAGACCUUUCCCCUCUCUAAGGUUCCCCAAUUCCGAUCCAAUUCUGGUGGUAGGUAUAGGGCUUGUUGAUUGACUUCAAAGUACGACUGGAGCUUUACUGUGAAAAACACUAGAACUUCAUCACUUAUUACGAGCAAAUUCGGGAACUUAAGAUAUGGCAAGUGGAUCCGAGAGACGGGUUUCCCGGGAGGACAUACAACUGGUGCAAAAUCUUAUAGAACGGUGUUUACAACUAUAUAUGAAUCAGAAAGAAGUUGUGAAAAUGCUGCUGGAUGAAGCAAAAAUAGAGCCUGGUUUCACGGAACUUGUUUGGCAAAAGCUUGAAGAAGAAAAUCAGGAGUUCUUCAAGGCUUAUUAUUUAAGAUUGGUGGUAAUGCAGCAAAUAAAUGAGUUCAACAGGCUGCUUGAACGGCAGAUGAAUUUAAUGAAUCAAUUACAACCAACUGCAGUUGCAUCAAUUCCUAACUCUAAUGGGUCACAUAUUUCCGCAUUGCACCAGAAUCCAGCAUGCUAUGCUGCAGAGCACGUGGGAACAGCUCUGAAGCCUGAAAACUUGCAACAUCCUGUUGGUUCUAGUUUACAGAGCGUGUUUAAUAAUGAUGGAUCAUCCCUGUGCACAAAUAUGCGUGGUACAGUUGAGAUGUCUCAUGCCAACAGGAUUGGUGCUCCCCCAAGCUUACUGUCAGGUCAAAACUCUAACAUGGGCCUGAUGCAAGGAAUUAACGGGGGAAUGAUCAAGUCAGAACCUGGAUACUCACGCAGUUCUCCUUACAUGUUUGGUACUGGUAAUAGUGUCUUGGAGACGCGACCAAUGAUUGGUGAUGCCUCAGUUACAUCAUACCCAAGUGUGGAGUCCAACUGUCAAUCAAUGCCACUUCUGGAUGCAGAUGUAGCUUCUUCAUUUGGAUUUUUGGGGCAGAUUCCUAGGACCUUUAGCCUUUCUGAUCUUACUGCUGAUUUUUCUCAGAGUUCGGAAAUACUAGAGAACUAUUCACGGUCGCCCUUCCUAGUUACUGACGAGAAUUUCCUGGAAAGAGGAGAACAAGACAAUAAAAGGCUGGAUUCUAUAUCGGAAGGCUUGAGUUAUGAAGACUUCGGGAGUGAUUAAAUUGAUAAAGAACAUCUAGUCAUCAGAAACUUUCAGGUUCAUCAGCUUCCUUAGGAAUCAAUUGCUUGUAAAUAGAAGUCUUGAAGUCAACAUGUUUUCAAAAUUUGAGCAUUGGGUGAACACAUUUAUUUGUCUAGAUCUCUGAUGUCAUAGUGUUAGUGAUGGGAAAUGAAAUCCGGAAUGUUUGCAUGGAAGGGAAUAGCAUGGUCUUGGUGGUCAUGGUUCUUGGUACUCUGUGUUGCAAAAAAUAGUUUUUCUACGUAUUGUUAGAUACUAGAAAAUCUACUUUGCAUGGAUUGCAUUUUGAUGAUUGGAGUUGUGGAUUGCUCUUCAAGAUGUGCCCUUUUGGAGUAGAAUCAGCACUCAGCAGCAAAAUACGAUUUAUUGACCAAUGGAAGCACGGCUAGCAAGGACGUGAAGAAUUAAAGGGAGAACUCAAGAUUUAUCCAUACAACAGUUGCUAAUAUACAUGAUUUGAACUUUACAUGAUGAUGAUUAGAUAUGCAUCAUAAGUUUGCCCCUGUGAUUAGAUGUUUCACCAGCCUCAUGUUCUUUGCGUGCGUUUUAUAAAAUUACAGAAUGGGAAUAUUUGUUUAGAAAAUCAUGUAUGCAACCUCAGGCCUUGUGACAUCAGUCUUUUAAUUCAAUGUUGUGCUGGUGGCUCCAAUAUAAUCCCCUUUGAACGUGAUUUA
Prosopis cineraria is the source of this 1909-nucleotide messenger RNA. RefSeq lists its product as uncharacterized. The transcript has 8 exons. The coding region runs from base 264 to 1217 and encodes 317 amino acids. NCBI's taxonomy places the organism in Eukaryota, Viridiplantae, Streptophyta, Magnoliopsida, Fabales, Fabaceae. The record is from RefSeq and is a predicted model, not a curated record.